Molecule: messenger RNA, 2503 nt
Organism: Ceratina calcarata
Lineage: Eukaryota; Metazoa; Arthropoda; Insecta; Hymenoptera; Apidae
Gene: Ddx1
Product: ATP-dependent RNA helicase Ddx1
Exons: 12
Coding region: 153-2354 (733 amino acids)
Molecular function (GO): protein binding; RNA helicase activity; ATP binding
Source: RefSeq, a predicted model, not a curated record
AGCAGUGAGCACUCUCGUUUCCUCUCUGAUCUUAUAUAGAUAAAAACGUCAACGUCGGACGAUGUAAUAUUUUGAUCUCGUAAAACCACGCCGGUGAACGUUGUUGAAUUUUUACGUUUAGUUAAGAAGGAACUUAAAUUAAAGGCGUAACAAUGACGGCGUUCGAAGAAAUGGGUGUUUUACCCGAAAUCGGGAAAGCCGUCGAUGAAAUGGAGUGGACAUUGCCAACUGAUGUCCAAGCAGAGGCGAUCCCACUGAUUUUGGGUGGCGGAGAUGUCUUGAUGGCUGCAGAGACUGGCAGUGGGAAGACAGGCGCUUUUUGCCUGCCAGUUCUGCAAAUUGUAUGGGAAACCUUGAAAGAUCUCGAGUCUGGUAAAACAGGCAAUGCUCCCAAGACUCAGGCUCAACAUUCUAAGCAUUGGUCGCUGAGUUUAUUUGACAGAGGCAGAGCACUGGCUGUAACUCCUGAUGGUCUAAGGUGCCAAAGUCGUGAGCAAAAGGAAUGGCAUGGCUGUAGGGCAAACAAGGGGAUCCAAGGGAAAGAGAAAUACUUCUUUGAAGCUAUAGUAACUGACGAGGGAUUAUGUCGCGUGGGCUGGUCCACGUCUCAAGCCGUGUUGGACUUAGGAACGGAUAAAUUUGGGUUUGGCUUCGGUGGCACUGGUAAAAAAUCGAAUGCCAAACAGUUCGACAGUUAUGGAGAGGCAUUUGGAAUGCACGAUGUAAUUGGAUGCCUCUUAGACUUGUCAAAGGGUGAAAUCAGAUUCACUAAAAACGGUGUAGAUCUAGGUGUGGCAUUCACCCUAAAUGCUCAACAGAAAUCGCAAACAUUUUAUCCAGCCGUGGUAUUGAAAAAUGCGGAAAUGUCGUUCAACUUCGGUGCACAACCAUUUAAAUAUCCACCGCCGAGCGACUACGUAGCCGUCGCGUCGGCCCCUAAGGAAGUCGUGAGAGAAAACCCCAUAAAUAGUAAUCAGGGUCAGAGUAGAGAUGAUGGAAAGCCAAAAUGCAAUGCCCCUCAAGCUAUAAUAAUCGAGCCUUCUAGAGAACUCGCUGAACAAACAUACAGUCAAAUUCAGAAGUUCAAAAAACAUUUGAAAGAUCCCACGAUCAAGGAUCUAUUAGUAAUUGGUGGUGUCAGCGUGAAGGAUCAAAUUGCUGCGUUAAAUUCCGGUGUGGACAUAGUGGUCGGAACGCCUGGUCGUUUAGAAGACUUGAUACAAGGCGGAUACUUGGCUCUGACUCAUUGCAGGUUCUUUAUCUUGGACGAAGCUGAUGGUCUGUUGAAACAGGGAUACACGCAAUUGAUCGAACGUUUGCAUCAACAAAUACCAAAGAUCACGUCGGAUGGAAAAAGAUUGCAAAUGAUCGUUUGUUCGGCAACGUUACACGCGUUUGAAGUCAAAAAGAUGGCUGAACGUUUGAUGCAUUUUCCAACGUGGGUAGAUUUGAAGGGUGAAGACGCUGUGCCUGAAACGGUGCACCACGUCGUCGUGAUGAUAGACCCGCAGCAGGACAAGUCUUGGCACAAUCUGAGACACCACAUCGAGACCGAUGGCGUCCAUAGUAGAGAUAACGUGAGACCCGGGAGUAAUAAUCCUGAAACCCUUUCGGAGGCUGUGAAAAUCCUAAAAGCCGAAUAUUGUAUUCGCGCUAUCAAGGAGCACAACAUGGACAGAGCUAUAAUUUUCUGCAGAACUAAAUUAGAUUGCGACAAUCUGGAACGAUAUUUGAAACAAUCUGAUGGCAAGCAAUUUUCUUGCGUGUGUCUGCACGGCGACCGCAAACCUGCGGAACGUAAAUCUAACUUGGAGAAAUUCAAACGAGCAGACGUCAAGUUCUUGAUCUGUACCGACGUCGCGGCCAGAGGUUUAGACAUUAGCGGAUUGCCUUUCAUGAUCAAUAUAACACUGCCCGACGAGAAAUCGAAUUACGUUCAUCGCAUCGGUAGAGUGGGUCGAGCCGAACGAAUGGGUCUGGCCAUUUCGUUGGUCAGUAAAGUUCCUGAGAAAGUGUGGUAUCACGGUGAAUGGUGUACCUCCCGUGGAAGGAACUGUUCCAAUACCAAUCUCACCGACAAGGGCGGAUGUUGCAUUUGGUACAACGAGCCGAACUAUCUAGCUGACAUCGAGGAUCACUUGAACAUUACAAUUCAGCAAGUGGACCCGGACAUGAAAGUGCCGAUGAACGACUUUGACGGGAAAGUUGUGUACGGAGAAAAGAAAGCGGCGAUGGGCUCGAACUAUCAGAAUCAUAGCGAGGAAAUGAUGCCUUUCGUGAACGUGUUAUCGUUGUUGGAAUCGAAUACGCAACUCCUGUACUUGAAGAGGCACAUUGCCAAAGCGGUGAAGUGAACCGUCUUCAGCCGUAGGAUUUUGACUUUACCCCGUCUCCAAGUGACUCGCUGCACGAUGCUCGAACGAUUCCUUAAUAUUUAUAAAUAUACCGUACUUUCGAGUGUAUAAAUUUGUUACAAGUAAUAAAACAUUUUGCCUUCGCGAAA